AUGCAGUGGGACUUCAGAAUAAAAGACGGUACUUGCGUAAGCGCAGACCAGAUCGUCUCAGCGGCCUAUGCCAUAAGUGUCAUGACAGUCGUUUCUGACUGGCUCUACGCCCUUCUCCCAAUCCCAAUGCUGUGGUCGGUCAAGAUGACCAAACAAGCAAAGACAACUGUUAUUGCAAUUUUGGGGCUAGGCAUAUUUGUCGCGACCCUUGUACGCCUACGAUUCCUUGCGGAUCUUACUGAUACGGAAGACAUUCUAUUUGCUGGAACCGAUGCCAUGGUUUGGACACUGAUAGAACCAGGUGUCGCUAUUGUUGCAUCAAGCCUAGCUACCAUCCGACCACUUCUUCGUGCUAUGAGGAUCAGAGGCUUCGAAUCGACCGAAAACACUUAUGGCACAGGCCACUCUGCUGCUGUGAGAUCAAACGCAAACCGUUCCAAAGCCGCAAUCUUGAUUAUGCCAGGCUUUGGCCCUGAAGAUGUCUCACUGACCAACAUGGUGUCACAAAACAACAUGACGUCCCCAUCACACUUAAACGAUAUCGAAAUCCUCCCUCCACGGCACGCGGGCGACGGCCCUAUCUCGCCUGGUCAAGCGAGCAUCGUUAAAAGCGAGAUCCUGGUGAUACAAGGCAAUAGCUCGCCCCCGUCGUCCUGGCAAAGUCGAAAUGAUCGCUCUGCUUCUAGCUCUUUCGACCAAAUCCACGACCUCGAGGCAUACAGCCAAGAACUCGAACACGAUGAUAUGAGGGGCAGAGGCAGAUGA
Fusarium musae is the source of this 765-nucleotide messenger RNA. RefSeq lists its product as uncharacterized. The transcript has 4 exons. The coding region runs from base 1 to 765 and encodes 254 amino acids. The record is from RefSeq and is a predicted model, not a curated record. NCBI's taxonomy places the organism in Eukaryota, Fungi, Ascomycota, Sordariomycetes, Hypocreales, Nectriaceae.